AAUAGUGAAGUGAAGCGGUGAAGGAAUAGAAUAGCGAGGAGGUGCGAAGCCGAAACAAGAGCCGAAGAGGAAGUGUUGUGAGUUGUGUGUGGGAGGGGAGGAGAGGAGAGGAGAAGAGAGGAGAGGAGAGCAGAGCAGAGGAGAGGAGAAGAGAGGAGAGGAGAGCAGAGCAGAGGAUGCAUAAAUUAAUUUCCUUUUGUGUUCUGAAAUGAAAUUGUAAUAAUUUAUUAGUUAAUUCCAGCCAACGGCACAGAUCGAAUUUAAAUUCGGAAAAGCGAACUGGUUUACAGAUAGGAGGAGGCUUUUUCUUGCUUCGUGAGAUCUACUUUUUGUAUAGCGGAGCGGAGCGGUUAUUUAUCUCUUUCUAUUUAGAAAUUGAAUUAAUCAUCUCUAAUCUAAUAUACAAGAUGAUGGAGAGCGAAAAGAAACCAUCGUCCGCAGCAAUAUCGAAUUUUGGAGCAUGGGCGAUGAACAUUGUCAGCUCCGUCGGAAUUAUCAUGGCCAACAAACAGCUCAUGUCCAACAAUGGCUACGCUUUCACCUUUGUACGUUAACUGGGUUCCAUUUUGCUGUGACUGCUCUCGUCGGUAUAGUGUCAAAUGCUACUGGUUACUCAGCAUCUAAGCAUGUCCCUAUGUGGGAGCUUCUUUGGUUCUCAAUGGUGGCCAAUAUGUCUAUCACGGGGAUGAAUUUUAGCCUCAUGCUCAACUCCGUUGGAUUCUACCAAAUAUCAAAAUUGAGCAUGAUUCCUGUGGUUUGUGUGAUGGAAUGGAUCCUUCACAACAAGCACUACUCAAGGGAAGUGAAAAUGUCAGUGAUGGUUGUGGUUAUUGGUGUUGGUGUUUGCACUGUAACUGAUGUAAAAGUUAACCUCAAAGGUUUCACGUGUGCUUGCAUAGCAGUUUUAUCAACAUCUUUACAACAAAUUUCAAUAGGUUCUCUACAAAAGAAAUAUUCGAUUGGAUCUUUUGAAUUGCUGAGUAAGACUGCCCCCAUUCAAGCUCUUUUUCUUCUUAUUCUUGGUCCAUUUGUUGAUUACUACCUUAGCGGCAAAUUGAUAACCAACUAUAAGAUGUCUUCUGGUGCCAUUGCAUGCAUUAUUCUUUCAUGCUCGCUAGCUGUAUUUUGCAAUGUGAGCCAGUACCUUUGCAUUGGGCGCUUUUCAGCUGUUUCCUUCCAAGUUUUAGGCCACAUGAAAACAGUAUGUGUCCUAACGUUGGGAUGGCUGCUAUUUGAUUCAGAGCUAACUUUCAAGAAUAUCAUGGGAAUGGCUAUCGCAGUUAUUGGCAUGAUCAUUUACAGUUGGGCGGUGGAGGUUGAAAAGAAGUCAAAUGAAAAGACCUUUCAUCAUGCAAAAAAUAGCUUAACUGAAGAAGAAAUUAGAUUACUUACGGCUAGCAUAGAUAAGAUUCCUUUGAAGGAUGUUGAACUGGGUGAAGAUCAAGGAGAUUGAAUCAAGAUCAAGGAGAUUUAAUCAAGUCAUGAUUGAUAAAUUGUGUUGGAAUGAAUGCACAAUUAUGAGGUGCAUGGUCGUUAAACUCUCGAUUUAACUCUUAAAUUCUUGUGAGUUCACGAUUCUAAGUCACAAGAACGAGUUAAUUCACGUGUAAACUCAUAGCAGUUCAAUAAGUUCUGAUAACAUUGGUAAACUCUCAAUUUCACUGGUGAGUAUCGAGUUUAUGAGUUUACAAUUCUAUAUUGAUUUGGCUUUACAAUGUUUAUUUUUGUUGGUAUUAUUUCGUAUUUGGUCAAUAUAUACAGUAUGGAGAUGAAAUGUGGAAUUAUUAUUAUUUUAAUGAUGUUA
Molecule: messenger RNA, 1804 nt
Organism: Cicer arietinum (chickpea)
Lineage: Eukaryota; Viridiplantae; Streptophyta; Magnoliopsida; Fabales; Fabaceae
Product: UDP-rhamnose/UDP-galactose transporter 2
Source: RefSeq, a predicted model, not a curated record